This is a messenger RNA of Lachnellula hyalina, 795 nucleotides long. Its product is annotated as putative steryl acetyl hydrolase. The record is from RefSeq and is a predicted model, not a curated record. Gene Ontology annotation, molecular function: hydrolase activity. Bases 1 to 795 code for a protein of 264 amino acids. NCBI's taxonomy places the organism in Eukaryota, Fungi, Ascomycota, Leotiomycetes, Helotiales, Lachnaceae. The transcript is spliced from 2 exons.
AUGGGCUCCUCCUACUUCUACCUAGAAUUUCUCCUCUCCCUUCUCACCCUCCUCUCCUCCACCUCCACCUUCACCAACCCCGCCAUCCUAGCCCUAGAAUACACGCUCGUGCCCGAUGCCGCCUACCCAGUGCAACUCGAGCAGGCAAUGGCGGGGUACCGUUACGUGCUGGGCGUGAUGCAGGGGCGCGCGGAGCGGGUCUGUGUAGCGGGAGAUUCGGCCGGUGGGACGGUUGUGUUGAGCUUGCUGUUGCGGUUAGCAGAACUCGGUAAGAAUGGAAAUGUGAAUGGGAAUAUGAACGGGAGUGGGGACAGUGGAAGCGAGCUGGAUUUGAGACCUGGAAUGGCAGUUCUGAUCUCGCCUUGGAUAACCCUCCACUCCCCCACCCUCCACAACAUGCCCUCCGACUACCUUGAUAUCUCCCGUCUCCAUCUCUACGCCCUCCAAUACGCCGGCCCUUCCACGCCUCUCUCCUCCCCAUCCAUCUCCCCCGGAAAAUGCACCGAUAUCCGCAAGUGGCGCGCCGCGUGUCCGUGCGCGGGUUUCUUUGUAAUGUAUGGAUCGGAAGAGGUCUUCGCGCCGGAUAUUAGCAAGUGGGUGCAGUUGUUGGAGGGGGGAGGAGUGGAUGUUAGGGCUGUGGUAGAGGAAGGUGGGAUUCAUGCGUGGCCUGUUGUGGAGCUAUUUUUGGCGCGCGGGGAGGAGAUGAGGGUCAGGGGGGUGAAGGGGAUAGUUGGACAGAUAAGGGAGAGGAUGGGAAGGAAGGAGGAGUGGGUGGAGAAGUCUGUGAUUGAUUGA